This is a messenger RNA of Sorghum bicolor (sorghum), 1590 nucleotides long. RefSeq lists its product as uncharacterized. The coding region runs from base 111 to 1316 and encodes 401 amino acids. The transcript has a single exon. The record is from RefSeq and is a predicted model, not a curated record. NCBI's taxonomy places the organism in Eukaryota, Viridiplantae, Streptophyta, Magnoliopsida, Poales, Poaceae. Gene Ontology annotation, molecular function: S-adenosylmethionine-dependent methyltransferase activity.
AUCCAGCAGACAGGGGUCAAGUGGUCAACACCAGUGUCUCACUCAGCUCACUGCAGUAGCAGUCUUCCCCCUAGAUCCCGCCGACAUUCUCCAACCCAAUCGUGCCAGCGAUGGGGAGGACGGGGGUGGCCUCCGCCUCCAGUGGUGGAGGAGCAGGAUGGCCGUGCGGUGGUGGCCUCAACCUCGGCGUGAAGCUGAACGUGCUGCUGCUGCUGUCGGUGGUGGCCACCAACCUGGUGUCCCUGUACCACCUCUCCCUCCGCGCCGCGACCGUGCCGCCGCUCCUUCUCCAGCACCAGCAGCAGCAACGGGACGGCGACGAGGACCUGGUCCUCAUCCGGCAGCUGGACGCCAUCCGCGCGGGCGUAUCGCAGCUGAACCACCUCCGCUCGUCGUCCCCUCCCCCGCCGCCUCCCCCGGCGGAGCUGGUCCUCUACUCCCGCCUCGCCCCCGUCGCGUCCGCCUGCUCCGCGCACCCGGACCUCCUCCACCGCUACAUGUCCUACACCCCCUUCGCGCCCUGCCCCGACGACGCCCUCUCCCUCGCCGAGCCCCUCCUCCUCCGCGGAUGCCAUCCGCUGCCGCGCCGCAGGUGCUUCUCCCCGACCGCUUCCGCAUCAGCAUCCAAACUCCUCCCCACCGACCCCUUCUCCCCGCUUCCCGACGCCGCCGUCCGAUGGCCCAAGGAGGGCAAGUGCAAAUCCUUCUCCUGCCUGCCGCCGUCGCUGGGCUUCGACGUGGCGCGCACGGAGGCCGCACGGUUCCUCCGCGCGAGGGGGCCCUUGGACCUGACGGCGCCGCAGCUGCUGCGGUUGGCCUCGCUCAGCCGGGCGGGGCCCAUCCGGCUCGGGCUCGACAUUGGCGGCGGCACGGGCACGCUGGCGGCGCGGCUCAAGAAGCUCGCCAACGCCACGGUGCUCACGACCACAAUGAACCUGGGCGCGCCCUACUCGGAAGCGACGGCGGCGCGCGGGGUGGUGCCGCUGCAUGUGCCGCUGCAGCAGCGGUUCCCGGUAGCGGACGGGACCAUGGACGUGGUGCGUGCGGGGCACGCCGUGAACCGUUGGAUCCCGGAGGCAGCGCUGGAGUUCCUGUGGUACGACGCGGACCGUGUGCUGCGCCCCGGCGGGCUGCUCUGGGUGGACCACUUUUGGUGCCGGAGGAGUGACCUGGAGGGUGUCUACGCCACCAUGCUGCGGAGGCUCGGCUACAAGACCAUCAAGUGGGUCGCCGCCGACAAGAGCGUCGCCGGAGGCGGCAACAGUGGCAAGGACGAGGUCUACCUCACCGCGCUGCUGCAGAAGCCCUUCAGUUAGGCAGUGAACACCGUGUAUUGGGGGGAAAUCAUGGCAUGGGAAUUCAUCAUCAACCGAGUAUCUUCUUCGCUGAAGACUGAAGCAAUGCAGUGCAAUCUGCAAUGGUUCCAGAACUUGCAGCAAUCAGCUUGUAUUAUACUACGUGUACAAUUUCUGCUGCAAUGUGUGCAGCAGUGCAAGCAGUAGAACUGAUGUGCAAGCUAAACCUUCACAUUUUGGCAAAAUUCAAAAUUAGCAACCAAUUCUACUGCUUCCAAUCGCAUAUUCUGACACC